GAAGGAAGAGAGCCCGCGCCGCCGGAAGUUGCAGCGCCAUUCCGAGUGCCGGGACUGUGGCGGGACAGCCGAGGACCCGCCAUGGAGCAGCCUGAGCUGGAGGCUAUCUCUGAUGACGCCAUGGACUCGUUCUUGGAAAAGUUCCAGAACCAGCCUUACCGAGGAGGCUUCAACGAGGACCAGUGGGAGGAGGAAUUCGAAAAGAUCCCUCUAUUUAUGAAGAAAGCGCCAUCAGAUAUUGAUCCCGAGGAGAAUCCUGACUUGGCUUGCCUCCAGUCAAUUAUUUUUGAUGACGAGCGAUCUCCAGAAGAACAGGCCAAGACCUAUAAAGAUGAGGGCAAUGAUUACUUUAAAGAAAAAGACUAUAAAAAAGCUGUGAUUUCAUACAGUGAAGGCUUAAAGAAGAAAUGUGGAGAUGCUGAUUUGAAUGCUGUUCUUUAUACCAACCGGGCAGCAGCACAGUACUAUCUGGGCAAUUUUCGUUCUGCUCUCAAUGAUGUGACAGCUGCUAGAAAGCUAAAACCCUGCCACCUCAAAGCAAUAAUAAGAGGUGCCUUAUGCCAUCUGGAACUGAAAAACUUUGCCGAGGCUCUGAACUGGUGUGAUGAGGGGCUGCAGAUAGAUGCGAAAGAAAAGAAACUUCAGGAAAUGAGGGCUAAAGCAGACAAACUGAAGCGAACUGAACAGAGGGAUAUAAGGAAAGCAAAGUUGAAAGAAAAGAAGGAGCAGAAUCAGAAUAAGGCUUUACUCCAGGCCAUCAAGGAUAGGAACAUCAGGCUAGUUUCUGAAGCUGCCAGUGAGGAUGAAGAUUCAGCCUCAGAAGAUCUAGGUGAACUUUUUCUGGAUGGGCUCAGCUCAGAGAACCCCUAUGGAGCUAGGCUGAGUGUAGAUGACCAGGGCAGAUUGAGCUGGCCUGUGCUCUUACUAUAUCCAGAGUAUGCCCAGUCGGACUUCAUCUCCACUUUUCAUGAAGACUCCAGGUUUAUUGAUCAUCUAAUGGUAAUGUUUGGUGAAAUGCCCUCUUGGGACUUAGAGCAAAAAUACUGCCCUGAUAAUUUAGAGGUCUACUUUGAAGAUGAGGACAGGGCAGAACUGUACCGGGUGCCUCCCAAGAGCACCCUGCUGCAGGUGCUGCAGCACCCUAGGUACUUUGUAAAAGCCCUGACACCAACAUUUUUGGUCUGUGUAGGAUCCUCUCCUUUUUGCAGAAAUUAUCUCCAGGGGAGAAAGGUGCACCAGGUGAAGUGACUGAGCCAGGCUCUGGGAGCCAGGCUUGCUGGAUCUCCUCCCUCAUUCUCCUGUCUGGAAUCCAGUAUACUUCAGUCUGUUGGACAUACUUCUAGACUGUCUAGUUGGACACACUAUCUGUCACCCUGGGGACAGUCCUUCCUCACAUUAUGGUGGGAGAGGAGCUGCUGACUUCCCUGAAUUGCAGCCUCUCUGGUCAGAGUGCUGAGCCCCAACCGGUCUUCAUCCUCUGUUGAUAGAAAACUCUACGCCUUGGUCAGGACAUCCUUGGACUCACUGUGAUCCAUGUUAACCACCAGCCUCCAUCUCUAAAUGGACCAUCUGUUGCAGUUAACCAUAGCAACUGACCCAAGGAACUCACUGGACUGACUCAGGAUCUAGUGACCUGGUUCUGAAGCUUUUUGGAGUUGGAGGCCUCAGAGAAGCUACCCCUCCAACUGCACAUAUACAAACCAUGCAUGUAAUUUGAAGGCAUUAAAGCUGAGCGACUCCAGCCUCUAGUUAUUUCAUGAGCACAGAGGGUUGCUCUGUGAGGUGCUGUAGAUGCCUUGGUGUGUGAUGGGGCCAGGAAAGCAGGGUCCUAUUUCUCCAUUUAUAGAGACCUGAAAUCUCGGAUCCCCUUGAACCCCUAAAAAAUUUGCUAAUUUUUCUGAUCUUUGCAAUAUGGAGGAUUGUGACACACUUGGACAGUGUGGAUUCUGCAUUCCUCCCCAGUUUUCACAUUUCAGGAUUUUGUGCCUUUUAAACUGGAGUCUUUUUGCACAUUGACUUAUUGUCAUAGAUUGUAUUUUUGUCUGCAGCUAUUUGCUUCCUUUUUCCUAGAGGGUUUUAUAUAUUCUUACCUAUAGCCAUGUGACUUCCUGCAGUGCCCACCACAUCCCUCUGGGAGUUGUGUGCCUUCCUGAAGAGCCAUUGCAUGUUAGGUUCAUGCUCUUUUCCCUCUGCUAUGAGAAACUUUCCCAGAUUGUGGCUCUUCCUUCAGCCUGGGUGCCAGAAGGGUAAGACAUGUGGAGCAGAGCUGCAGCAGCUGGCCUGCAGCCACUGAUUGUAACACAAAUGAGAAAUGAAUGUUUGUUGCUGUAAUCAUCAGGGGUUAUGUGGUGGUUGUUACUCUAGCAAAGCUAACUAAUACAGCAUUAAACUGAAACCAGCUGCUGUCCUUAA
Molecule: messenger RNA, 2412 nt
Organism: Pteropus alecto (black flying fox)
Lineage: Eukaryota; Metazoa; Chordata; Mammalia; Chiroptera; Pteropodidae
Gene: TTC4
Product: tetratricopeptide repeat domain 4
Exons: 10
Coding region: 82-1248 (388 amino acids)
Molecular function (GO): Hsp90 protein binding
Source: RefSeq, a predicted model, not a curated record